Phaedon cochleariae (mustard beetle) is the source of this 4831-nucleotide messenger RNA. Lineage: Eukaryota; Metazoa; Arthropoda; Insecta; Coleoptera; Chrysomelidae. The record is from the annotation of a GenBank genome assembly.
UGUCGCUCGACGUGCUACUGCUAGAGUAGAAAAGAAACGCAAACCUCACUUUUUGUGUGCUACCUACGCUACCUACUGAUUCCCGAAUUCAGAAUUGGCUUCCAAGAAAUCAAUGGACUGAGAAACCAUGGCGUCUACCGUUGAGCCAUGCGAGUCUAAUUCUGCGGGGUUAUCUUCCCUUUCUACUACCAUGGAGAUGUUCGAUACAUUCAAAUCUUCCCUCAAAGACGACGAUAAAGAUUCAGAUGAAGAAAGCUUCCAUCUUCCUAUGUUGGGCUGUGAUGAUGAUACGGAUAGCAUUAAUAAGGAUAUAUCAGGUACCAAUACUCCGAUUGCAGAAAACGAAGACGAUAUACUGAACAAGUUCGAAACUAUAGCCACACCAGAUCUGGAUCCUAAGAUAGAGGAGAGUAUACUGAAAGAUAUUGAUGAUGAGAUUCUCAGUACAAAUCAGAAUGAAAAUACCGCGGAUAAAAAGACUGAAAGUGACAAGCUGUCAAACAUCGCCACAGAUAGUGUAGUCGAAAAUGAGAACGAAAGUGAUGAGAGUGCAACUAAAGGAGAUAUAUUCAGAGACUUAGAAAUUGUUGACGAACUAGACGGUGACGAUAAGGAUUAUAAUAAUGAAGCAGAAAGUCUAAUAGAAAACAACGAUGAGUCUGAGACAAAAGACUGCCAGGAUAACAUUGAUGAAAUAAAUGAAUCCGCACAAAUUGAAGAUACUACGGUUCCUAAAGAUGAAGAAGUUAACGGCGAAGAAAAGAAUACAGAAGAAAACAUUGCUGAUGUUGAGGAAACUCAGAAAAUUUUGGAAACGGAAGCGGAUGCUAUGGCAACUGAAGAUGCUGAAGAAGAAAUGAAUAACUCAGAAAAUGAGAAUGUGAUGUCAGUAGAAGACGAAUCUAAAACGGGUGAUGGUAAUCCAAAUGAGGAUUCGAAGAUGGGUGAGGAAUCGAUCAAAGAAGAUACAUCAGAGCAGAGUAAAGUGGACCUCAGAGAAAUCACUGAUGAUAAUGAUUCGGCUGAUCGUCCAAAGGAUAGCGAAGAAUCAAUGAAAGAAGAUGCAAUGGAACAUUGUGAUACAAGCGUUGACGAAGAUGAAUUGGAAAAGUUCAAACUUCGAGUUGAUGAAAAUGUCGAGGACGAAUCAAUAAAAAAAGAUGGAAUGGAACAGGAUGAAACAAAUGUUGAUGAGGAUGGUUUGGAAAAAUUCAAACUUCAAGAUGAAAAUAUCGGAGAUGAUAAUUCAGCUAAAGACUCAAAGCAAAGUGACCAAUUGAUUCAAGAAGAUGCAUCUGAACAUAAUAUAGCGAAUAUUGAUGGAGUUGAAGAACAAUCAAUGGAUGUGGAUGACCAAACAUCAAAGGAAGACAUGGCGGAGGGUAGUGAUGAAAACUGUGAUACUGAUGGCGAUGAAUCGCUGAAAAAAAUUGAAGAUACUGAAAUGAUUUGUGAUGAAGACGAUGAUAGCCUAUUGAAGAAUCUAGUAAAAGAAGUGAAUGAAAAACUAGAUGGGGAUGAAGAUGAGAUGAUGCCUGAUGUUAAAAUCCCAGAUGUUACAAUCGCAGAAACACAUGUGAAAUCGAAUGUUGAUGAUGGUACCAAAGAUGAAUUGAUUGAAGAAUUUGCGGAUACAAGCGGCAAUGUUGAAAACUCUCUUCCAGAUACAAUAGCUCCUGUUGAAAGCUCUCUUCCAGAUACAAUAGCUGCAGUUGAAAACCCUUCUUCAGAACCAAUAGCUUUAGUUGAAAAGUUUGUAGAUCCAAUGGAUACAGUGGAAAACUCUUCUUCAAGUUCAAUUGCUACAUCUUCAGAUCCAAUAGCUAUAACUGAUAAUCCUUCAGAUCCAAUAGCGAUAGCUGAACACCCUUCUUCAGAUCCAAUAGCUAUAGCUGAACAGACUUCCUUAGAUCCAUUGACUAUAGUUGAGCAGACUUCUUUAGAUCCAAUAGCUGUAACUGAACAAACUUCUUUAGAUUCAGUAGCUGAACAGACUUCUUCAGAUUCAAUAGCUGCAACUGAACAAACUUCUUCAGAUCCAAUAGCUGAACAGACUUCGUCAGAUCCAAUAGCUGAACAGACUUCGUCAGAUCCAAUAGCAAUAGCUGAACACUCUUCUUCAGAUCCAAUUACUAUAGCCGAACUCAGUUCUCCCAAUCCAGCUGGUUCAAAUGAAGAAAUCGGUAAUAAAAGUCCGGAAGAUACCAAUACAGCUGAUUUGGAGGAGAGUGCCAUGGAACUUGAUACGGUUGUUCCAGAAUCUCAACAAACAUCUUUGGAGGAGGUGCCAGAAAGUGUUGAAAUGUCAUCAGAAGUGACAGAUUCGGAAGUAAAAUCGGUACCAAAACAGUUGAAUGACACUAGCAAUGGACCUGAAGUGGAUGAGAAAGAAAAACCUUCUGAAGAUAAAGAGCAACCGUCAUCGAAAAUAAGCGAGAAAGAUGAGCAAACUGAACCGGAAACAGCGUCUAACAACUUGGCAUGUGACGACUUGUUGGACGUGUCUAUUAUCAGAGACUUAGAUGAAGAUAUCGCCGACGCUAUCGAAGAAAACACGGUUCAGUCUAGCGAAAAAUCUGAUAAUGAUGAUCAGGAAGAUGACAAGGCAGAUAACGAAAUCGACGAGACCGAAGAAUUAGUCAAUUCGAGCGAUAAGGAUGAACGCAUGGAUUCAGAGGAUGGAAGUAAUAUGUGCGAUCAGGAAACUUCUACAAAUGAUGAAGUAACUAGCGAUGCUGUCGUUGAUAGUGAGAGUAAAGAUGAUGAUGUUGUGAUGAAGGAAACUGAAGCGUUGCCAGUGGCGGCUAAGAAAACGAGUGUUGUUGAGAAUAAGGAUACAAUAGUGCAGCAGAAUAUACCAGAAGAGAAAAAAGAAGAGACCUUGAAAGAAAACAGAACAGCACUUGGUAAGAGAUCUUUAUCUGAUUCGGAUAAUGUAGAAAUAGCAAGUAAAAAAUUCAGACUGUCUGAUGUUGUAAAGGAUGAAAAGACUGCCACAGAAAAGACAAAGAAAGCCCCCAAAGGCAGCAAUCUCAAAACGCUUAUAUCAUUCGAAAACUUCAUGCAGAAUAAAAAGUUCAGCAGUAAAAAACUUACCAGAUCCGAUUUGGAACAAUUUUGCCUACAAAAAAUAUGUGAAGCCAUCAUGCACAAAACUGAUGUGGGGGAACUGCAUCAGGCAAUUAAGAAGCAAGAACAAAUCAUAGAUAAUCUCAGAAAAGACCUAUUACAACUUUCUAAGCAGGCUAGAGAUUUAGAUAUUGUAAAUAAGAAGUUGAUGAAUGAACUGAAAACUCAAAAUGGAACUAGAAAGCCAUUGGUGCCAUUGAAAAUCACUAGGUCUGUUGGACUUCAGGUGAAACUUAAUAUUGGCAUUGAGCAAACUCCUAGAAGGAAACAGGCUGUUGUUAAUACUCCAAAAACACCUACAACUCCGGCAAAUAAUGCUUCUGUACUUCGUAAUAGGAAUAUUACACCAGCUAAUUCUAAUGUUGUUAGACAAGUGCAUCAGCCGACCGCCGCCGCUGCCCCCGCUCCCACUCCUACCGCCUCCCACCCCGCUCCCACCGCCGCCCACACCGCUCCCACCCCUCCGCCCGCCCCCUCCCCUCGCAAGACGCCCGCCACGCCCAUCCUGUCGCAGGCGCUUCAACAGCGCGCAACGCCCACCAACGCGCCCAAGCGCCUGGCUGUCCGCCCCAAAACGCCCGCUGAGCCGCCCAACGCGCCCAACCCGGGCGUCAUCGAUCUGACGGACGAGGACGCGCCGCAGGCGAAGACGGCGCAGCAGCAGGGUGGGAAGACGGCACAGCAGCAGGGUGGGAAGACGGCGCAGCAAGGGGGGAAGACGGCGCAUCAGGGGAAGAUGACGCAGCAGGGUAAGAUGGCGCAGCAGGGGAAGACGGCGCAAGGGACGCCGGUCAAGAUACUCAAUAAGAAUAUGCCGGUGGUGCAACAGAGGACGCUCAAUGUCGUGCAGAGCAAGAACGGUGGGGCGAACAAGAUCGUCGGGCAGGCGAACGCGGGGCAGCAAGCGAAAGGCCCACAAAGGCCGAUGACCUCCCUGCCGCAGGGCGUCCGGCUGACGUCGACGCAGCUCAAGAACGGGCUGACGCUGCCGGCGGGCGUCGUGACGUCGAGUGCGUCGGGCACGCCUCAGCUGAUGUACGUCGUGCAGCCGUCGUCGCUGACGUCAUCAGCGGGCGGGACGCAGAAGGCGGUGCUGCUGAACUUCCAGCCCACCAGCCAGGUGCUAACCUCGACGAUGAACGGAUCGACGGUCUCGAUGCUAUCGUCCAAGGGCGCCAACACGGUCCAACUCAAAACCCUUGUUCCCCGCAAACACCCCGCCCCCUUGCCCCUACCCCCGCCCACGAUAAUCAACGCCUGCCUGAAACCGCUGCUCCCCAAGCCGCAUCUCAGCAUCCGAAAGACCGACACCGGCAUCAUCCUGCAAUGGCGCAUGCCCUACAACCUAGACGCGUACGAGGGCAUCGCCAGCUACCAACUGUUCGCCUAUCAGGAGACGAACGCUCCCCCCACCACCGACAUGUGGCGCAAGGUGGGGGACGUAAAAGCGCUGGCGCUGCCGAUGGCGUGCACUCUGACGCAGUUCGCCGACAAGAACAAGUAUUACUUCGCGGUGCGGUCGGUGGACGUGCACAAGCGGAUAGGGGCGUUCAGCGACCCGGAGGAGAUUUCCUUGUAAAUUUUAUUGUUCGACUGUGUAUCAUAUAUGAAUGUUGAUUUUUUUUUGUGUCGAUGCCUGGUUAAUUUUAGUAUAAGAGUACAUUUUUUUUAUUUAUGAAAAUAUAAUGAUAAGUUUCUCGAU